AUGAAGUUUAUGCGUGCUCUGGUUGACCGGCUUUCCUCUACUGACCGCUCUGUUGUCCUCUCCGAUCCCUCGGUGGAUGCAGCAGAGCGGGUCGCAGAUGACGAUCGCCGCCAGGCCGACCAUCUCUGCGUGCUGGUCCAUGGUCUCUGGGGGAAUCCCAAGCAUCUUUCCUACCUGGCGUCAAGCCUCCGGGAAAAGUACCCGCCUUCCCAGGUCCAUCUCUUGGUUGUCAAACGAAACGCUGGCAGUUUCACGUAUGAUGGCAUUGAGGUUGGCGGGGAACGUGUCGCUCAAGAAAUUGAGGAUACAUUGGAGAACCUGGCAAGGGAUGGCCAAACCAUCAGAAAAAUCAGUGUCAUUGGUUACUCCCUCGGUGGCCUGGUGGCCAGAUAUGCGAUCGGCCUGCUGCAUUCAAAGGGUUACUUUGACAAGAUUGAACCCAUGAACUUUACAACGUUUGCUACCCCUCAUCUUGGCGUGCGUACGCCAUUGCUCGGGUUCCAUAACCAUCUCUGGAACGUACUUGGGGCUCGAACCCUGUCCGUGUCGGGCCGUCAGCUCUUCACCAUUGAUUCAUUCCGUAACACUGGGCGCCCGCUCCUCUCAGUGCUCGCUGACCCCGACAGCCUCUUUAUCCAUGCUCUUGCCAAGUUCAAAAACCGAAGCCUCUACUCGAACAUUGUCAACGAUCGUUCUGCAGUCUUCUACACCACCUGCAUUUCCCGUAUAGAUCCCUUCUCGGACCUUUCCGCGGUGAAGGUGAACUAUCUCAAGGGAUAUGAACCGGUCCUUGUAGACCCCAGCGAUCCAGUGUCCCAUAAUGAUGAUACCCAGCUCCCCACCUUUUACGGAAGGCUUGCAGGGGGGAGUCACAAACUCGUGAAAUUGUUGCCCACCUCUCUCGUUCUCUUCAUCCUGAUUCCUUUGGGCACCAUUCUCUUUCUCCUCAAUUCGGCCAUUCAAUCCGUGAGAAGUCGUCAGCGGAUCCGGCUGCAUGAGGAAUGCAAGGCUGGCAUGUUCAGCAGCUACCGCAUCCCCCUCAUUGUCGAAGAUGUCCAGAACGCCGUCGAAGAAGUCUACGAGGAUCUGAACAAUACACAAAGCCAGAAAUAUCUCCCGGCCGGGUCCGAGGAGGUCGCCUCAAGCGUAGAGACCUCUCCUUAUGCCAAAGGCAUGACGGAAGACAAGCGUUUGAUCCUGAUUGACGGUCCGCCAAAGGACUCGGAUUCGAUGAGUGUCAUCUCCGAGAAGACUGUCUCCUUGGAUGACAGCGACUCAAGCACUUUAUUAUUGAACAACAAGCCCUCGCCCAGACUGACGGAGUUUCCGACCCUUGCUCUGACCGAAGCUCAAUUCGCAAUGAUUCAAGCGCUCGAUAAUGUCGGCUUCAAGAAAUAUCCCGUGCACAUUCACAAGGUCAUGCACAGCCAUGCUGCUAUUAUUGUCCGAAUGCCCAAGAAGGGCUUUGAAGAAGGCAAAUUAGUUGCCAAGCACUGGCUCAGCGAGUUUGAGGCUUGA
Molecule: messenger RNA, 1518 nt
Organism: Xylona heveae TC161
Lineage: Eukaryota; Fungi; Ascomycota; Xylonomycetes; Xylonales; Xylonaceae
Product: DUF676-domain-containing protein
Exons: 4
Coding region: 1-1518 (505 amino acids)
Molecular function (GO): monoacylglycerol lipase activity
Source: RefSeq, a predicted model, not a curated record